Messenger RNA from Sungouiella intermedia, 2394 nucleotides. The record is from the annotation of a GenBank genome assembly. Lineage: Eukaryota; Fungi; Ascomycota; Pichiomycetes; Serinales; Metschnikowiaceae.
AUGCUACAUUUGACCCGAGACGCCCAGAAUAAGAGUAUCAGUGCACUUGAAGAAAACGAAAAUGACUACAAUAGUGGCUACGAGUCCAGCAGUUCCAGCGACACAAACUCACUCACGGAAGAUUUGGAUCAGAUUGGCCGUAUUCAGAUCCCCAGACUCUCAUCGUACUUGAGCAAGGAGAAUCUCCCCAGCCUCUCCACACUUCCCAGUCUACCCCAUUUCCCCACGUUCAACAAUUUGACGAGUCUUCCAUCUUUUCCAAAUUUGCCCUCGGCCAAUCUUCCGUCGUUUGACUUGACUGAAUUCUCUAGGUAUGUCUCUCAAUAUGUCCAAAAUGCCACCUCCAAGAUGUCAGGAUCAGAUUCCAAGGAGAUUUCGCCCGAGGCUGAAACCCGCUUUGCCAAUUCGGUAAAAACAGCGCUAGCAACAAGAAUCCAAAUGACAACCUUCUUGUCUGACUUGAAAGGUGGUUUGUCUCUACGAGCUGCGAUCGAUAGGUUGCAACCACUCACAGAUGUAGUACACGAAGCCAUCACGUUGCCUGCCGAUGACGAAUCAGAUGAUGAAAUCAUGCAAAACGACACUGAGCCUGUGGUGGUGGACGAGAUCGUCAAUCGGGAACAGCCUAUAAUGACGGAACUAAUUGUUCCAGAAGGCGAAGGGAGCGAGGGCCAAGGGAAACUGGCUCGUCGAAAGCGUUCGCACGCGCAUAAGCGGUCGUUUCAUAUGAGCAAAUUGGCCACCAGUCGUCUUUCUGAUGGCUACGAUAGCAGUGCAUUCACAGGAAGUGAUGUGGACGAGCUAACGGCAGAGGAGGCGCGGGCCUUGACUCAUUUGGAUUCUCUCGAUGAUUUUUUCAAGGAAGAUUUGCUUCGAAAGAGAAUUCAGCGAAUUCAGUCCUUGACUAAUUUAAGCCAGCAGCUGAAGAACAAGUUGGUGACCAAGCUCAUGAUGGGUAAUUACUACAGAUAUAUCAACGAGAAGUUGUGGAACGAGAAGGGAAUCACGCUAAGAAAGGAAGGUGGACUUACUUUGGAUGACGAUCUGUUGGCAGCAGCCACUAAUGAUGAGUCCGCAUCGGACAUGUAUGUUGAUAAAGGCUCAGAGAGUGAUACUGAGGACACUAAUAAUAAUAAUGACAAUUUUGAUAGUCAACAUGAAGAAGACACUUACGAGGAUGACUUUGGGUAUGAUUAUGAUGAUGACGAUGACGAUGGAGAUGCAGUGGUGCUUACUGAGGAAGACCAGCAGCCGUCAUUUUUUGAUGAGAGCAGAAACAUCAUGGGCUGCAGCCACUAUCAGCGCAAUUGCAAACUAGAAUGUCCAACGUGCCAAAAAUGGUUCACAUGCCGUUUCUGUCACGAUCAACAGGUGACCGACCAUAAGUUACAACGGUCCGAAGUGAAGCAUGUGCUCUGCAUGUUCUGCAACACCCCACAGUUUCCUGACUCGAGCUACUGUGUCAAUUGUGAGGAGGAGUUGGCCAACUACUUUUGCUCCAAGUGUGUGCUAUACGAUAAUGAUCCGGCCAAAGACAUCUACCAUUGUGACAAGUGUGGCAUUUGUCGGUUAGGACUUGGACUUUCCAAAGACUACUUCCACUGCGAUGUAUGCAAUAUCUGCCUUUCCAUUGACUUGAAGGAACAUCACAAAUGUGUCACCAACACAACGCAUUGCAACUGUCCCAUCUGCAACGAAUACCUCUUCACAAGUGUCAGCAAAGUUGUAUUCAUGAAGUGCGGACAUCUGAUCCACCAAAUGUGCUACGACGAAAUGAUCAAGCAUUCGUACAAGUGUCCCGUGUGCAAGAAAACCGUGAUCAAUGCUGAAACGCAGUUUCGGAUUCUAGACCAAGAGAUCCGACAGCAGCCACUUCCUGCUCCCUACAAUAUGUGGAGGUGCAUUAUUAGUUGCAAUGAUUGUAAAGGAAAGAGCAACUGUGCAUAUCACGUUAUGGGACUUAAGUGUAAGUAUUGUCAAAGCUACAACACACAUCAAAUCAAGUUGAUCAAGCCCGAAGAAGAAGUUGACGAAGACAAUGACGAUGUCGAUAGCAAAUCCAUUGGCGAGGAAUCCAAUGAGCGAAUUACUUCGAUGCGGCUCAUGAAAACCAAUUUGGGUUCCAACUUCUUGAUCGAGGGCCAGAAUGACCCCAACGAGCCGCACGAAAACGCCGAUCGCGAAGUGACUAUGACAGAUGGUGCAGAUGACGAUGUUGGCAAUUUGGUCAAUUUCAGACGGUUGACCAAGGCAAUUUUAGGCAACAAAGAUGUUGACCGCCACUCUGUGACCAAAAUGUUCCAAACUUUCAUCAAUUCCAGUAUAAUGGACAUUGCCGAAGCCGAAGUGGAGUCGGAUGCCAAAUCCGAGAUGGAAAUUUUUGGAGGUUUCUAA